Tuber melanosporum (Perigord truffle) is the source of this 1674-nucleotide messenger RNA. RefSeq lists its product as uncharacterized. Gene Ontology annotation, cellular component: cytoplasm; nucleus. The record is from RefSeq and is a predicted model, not a curated record. Bases 582 to 1634 code for a protein of 350 amino acids. The transcript has 2 exons. Gene Ontology annotation, molecular function: phosphopantothenate--cysteine ligase activity. Gene Ontology annotation, biological process: coenzyme A biosynthetic process. NCBI's taxonomy places the organism in Eukaryota, Fungi, Ascomycota, Pezizomycetes, Pezizales, Tuberaceae.
GGCCUCACUUCACUUCACCUCAACCCGCCUCGGCCAAGUUAAACUUACUUGGAUCCACGAUCCUACAAAACAGAAAAAGGAAAAAUAAAAUAAGCGAAAACCAGGAAACCCCUCGACAACAUUUGCAAGCACUUGAGUUGGGUGGGUACGAUAACCGCUCUACCGUACUCUGUUUGAUUCCUUCGUCUCUGUGCGUGCGGAUAGCGACAAAGACGGGCUGAAGAUAAUUGCUUGCUGCAAACUGCGUCAGUCCGGUGGCUACCGGUAGAUCAGUUGGUCGGUCGGUCGCGGCAGAAGUGUCUCGGACUUCUCAAAGAGGGCGGGAAUCGGAAAGUUGAUUCCGAGGUUGAGUGUCUUCCUCCACUUAGGCGACGAGGACCACCAGAUACCGAGCGCAAGCAGGAGAGGAGAGCGAAACAAGCCUUGACCGAACGUAUCGGACUACGGUACAGCACGAUAGUACUGUAUUCGAGUACCGGUACUCGUACAUCCGCUCCGAUCCGGUGUCCCGCACUCCCCUCACCCCCACCAUUCACAACCCACCCCACCCCAAACCAACCAGCAAAAAAAGCAGAAUUACCAUGGCCGAUUCCUCAACCUCCGAAUCCCACUACUUCUCCAGCAACCCCCCGCCCCCCACCCUCUCGCAACACACGGCGCAGGCCAACGCCUUCGUAACCCACCACCACGCUCACUCUCGGCGUGUAGUGCUGCUGACCUCGGGCGGUACCACGGUCCCGCUGGAGAACCAGACGGUGCGCUUCAUCGACAACUUCUCCGCCGGCACCCGUGGUGCAACGUCCGCCGAGUACUUCCUUUCGCAAGGCUACGCGGUGAUAUUCCUACACAGGCAGUUCUCCCUGCUGCCAUUCAGCCGACACUACUCACACUCUACGAAUUGCUUUCUGGACUUUUUGUCCGAAUGGGGCCGCAUUGGCGAAGGCGAAGAGGGGGAAGAUGGAGGGGCAGCGACGCCGGAUGUGGUUGUCAAGGCAAAGUAUAGACGUGAGAUGCUCAGUGUCCUUAGGAAGUAUCGGAAGGCGAAGGAGCAGAAGUUGUUACUGUUACUCCCAUUCACGACCGUUACCAGUUACCUAUUCACGCUCCGUGCCAUCGCCUGCGAGAUGAGGUGUCUCGGGAACGAGGCUUUGUUCUACCUCGCUGCCGCUGUAUCCGACUUUUUUGUCCCGCCGGAUAGAAUGGCCGAGCAUAAGAUUCAGAGCGGGGACGUGCCCGAGAGCACUUCCGGCCCUAGUCCUGGAGGGGGAGGGGGUGGGAAGAAAUUGGUAAUCGACCUAGACCCCGUUCCCAAAUUCCUCAAGCGACUGGUGGAACAGUGGGCUCCUGAAGCUAUGAUCGUAUCUUUCAAGUUGGAAACGGACCCCGCCCUCCUCCUCAAAAAGUGCAACCAGAGUCUCGACCGCUACGCGCACCACCUUGUCAUCGGGAACAUCCUUGCUACGCGAAAAUACGAGGUCUUGUUCGUGGAGGAAGGGAGCGCUCAGUGGGUGCGUCUGCCGACGAGCGACGGAAACAGCGGUGGUAAUGAGGAGGUUGAGAUUGAAAGUCUGAUUGUACCCGAGGUUAUUAAGCGGCAUGAGAAAAUGUUGGCGAGGAAGGCUGCGAUACAUUAGACUAGAAUUUUUGAGUUGGCUUGACUAACUUGAUUGAUGG